AUGUCUUUAUCUCGCUCCCCCUCCUCCUCUUUUGCACUCAAUCAAUCAACAACUGAACUCAACCACCGCCUUUCUUUAUCACACUCUCUGUCUCUCACUCUCCCUCUCUUUCUAUUUCUCUCUCUUUAUCUCUUUCUCUCUAUAUUUCCUCUUUGUCGCUCACGUUCUCUCGUUCAUUUACUAAUUGACUGUUCUUAUAUGACCGUAAAAUAUACAUCUAUCUAUCUAUCUAUAUUGUUGUGGAUUCCGGCUAUGGACUUAUUGUUAUACACUCGUCUAUCUAUCUAUCUAUCUAUCUAUCUAUCUAUCUAUCUAUCUAUCUAUCUAUCUAUCUAUCUAUCUAUCUCACUCUAUUCAUAUCUCUACCUAUCUAUAUAUCUCGGUCUAUUCGGAUAUAUCUUGGUCUAUUCCUAUCUAUCUCGGUCGAUUCAUAUCUAUCUAUCUAUCUAUCUAUCUAUCUAUCUAUCUAUCUAUGUGCGUGUGUUAUAUCCCAUCAUAGAUAUCUAUCACUUCGCCUCUUACAGACCAUUUUUUAAGCGCCGGGCCAUACAAACUCAAGAUUUUUCCUCCACCUCCCGCCAUAACAAUAGCAGCAGCAGUGACGAUUGCAUUUUCAUCUCUCUCUCUCUUUCUUUCUCUUUCUCUCUCUCGACUGUAUCGCCCUCUUUCAUUUUCCGCCUUUUCUUUUCUUCUUGGGCCAAUUUGUUUCUCUACUUUUCCCACUCUUCUGCCUCUCUAUUCCGUUUCCCUCUUUCCUUCUUCUUCUUCUUCUUCUUCUUCUUCUUCUUCUUCUCUAUCACUAUCUAUCUAUCUAUCUAUCUAUCUAUCUAUCUAUCUAUCUAUCUAUCUAUCUUCUGCCUUUCUCUUCCGUUUCUCUCUUCCACUCUCUUCAUGAUUUUCCUUUUCUAUCUCUUCCACGUUCCUCACUUCCUCUUUAUUUCCUUCAUUCUCUUCCUCUUCCGCCUCUCUUCUUCUUCUUCUUCUUCUUCUUCUGUAUCUCUUUCUACUUCUAACUCUAUUUCUCACUCUCUAUCACUAUCUAUCUAUCUAUCUAUCUAUCUAUCUAUCUUCUGCCUUUCUCUUUCGUUUCUCUCUUCCACUCUCUUCAUAAUUUUCCUUUUCUGUCUUUUCCACGUUCCUCACUUACUCUUUAUUUCCUUCAUUCUCUUCUUCUUCUUCUUCUUCUUCUUCUUCUUCUUCUUCUUCUUCUUCUUCUUCUUCACACUCUCUUUCUUUCCAUCAUUCUUUCUAUUUUUUCUCUUUCAAUUUGUCUCUCCUUUCCCCCUCGCUCCCUCCCUUUAUCCCUCCUCUCCCUCUCUCUUUCUUUAUCUCCCUUUCUCCCUGCUUCUUUCUUUAUCUCUCCCCCCUCUCUCUAUUUAUCUCUCCUCCUUCUCUCUUUAUUUCUCCUUCCCUCUCUCUCUCUCUCUCUCUCUCUCUCUUUUUCUUUUUUUACACUAUUUGUCUCCUGAACAUUCUCUGAACUUAAUUCUCUCUCUCUCUCCCCCUUCUCUCUCUUUUUCUCUCCUUUUUCACUUUCUUACUAACUCACUCACUAACUCCUUCCUUUCUCAUUCUAUCUCAUCCUCACUAUCUUUCCCCUUCUCUUCCAUUCUCUCUCUCUCUCUCUCUCUCUCUCUCUCUCUCUCUCUCUCUCUAUCUAUCUAUCUAUUUAUCUAUCUAUCUAUCUAUCUAUCUAUUUUUCUCAUUUUCUUUGUUUUUCCCUUGCACUUCCUCUUCAUCUCUUUCUCUCUCGCUCACUCUCUCUUCUUAUUUCCUGUCAUCCUUUCAUUCUUUCGUUCUCUUCUCCUCUUUCUCUCUAUUUCCUUUAUUCUCUUCUUCUUUUUCUCUCUCUCUCUCUCUUUCUCGCCUUCUCACUUAUUCCCUCCCUGUCUUUCUCUCUAA
Messenger RNA from Acanthosepion pharaonis, 1902 nucleotides. Lineage: Eukaryota; Metazoa; Mollusca; Cephalopoda; Sepiida; Sepiidae. The record is from the annotation of a GenBank genome assembly.